GUGAUGCAGCAUCUCUCAGCAGGAGAAGACAAUGUAUGUCAGCGGCAACCUGAACGGAUCUGAGGGCGGCGUGAUGCCCCGAAUUUAACCGAAUUUAAACGUUACCGAGUGAAAGGUGGUGAUGUAAGUGAGCGUCCAGCUGGUCGUCAGAGAGAGGGGAAACUAAAAGCGGAGGAGGGCGGAGACACUCACGCCCGUCACAGUGGAGGCUGGUUUGUUCGCGGCAAAGGGGCGAGGAGAGGAGUCAGCAUCACCAACUUCUGCCUCCGAGAGAGAAAACGGCAUCUGUUGAGAGGUCUGCGGAGGAACAAGGCGCGCGCUCUUCUCCGGAGGAGAAUUUGCGCUUCGGAGCAUCUGGAUACUGUUACUAUCUCUUAUCUAUCAAGGUUUUUUUUUAUUUUCUUUAAUUAGGGAGUUGGACGAUCACACAAGGGGGCGAAAGUUGCCGUGCAGAAGAAAAAAGAAAAAAAAGCACGAGGACGAAAAAAGGGAGGACGCACAACGGAGCACAGGAGCGGAGAGAGGAGAGGUGACCCGGCCGAGGCGACAUGUUUGGCAUGCUCAAGAACUCGCUCUUUGGAAACACCGAGGAGACCGAAUAUAAAUUGCUCAGCAGCGAGACGAAGGAUGGAGUGAGCUUUGAGGUGCGGCGGUACGAUGGGGCCAAGUACGCCGUCGUCUCAUCUGAGGGCCGAUCCUUUGACCAAGUGACGGGGGAGCUGGUGAGGAAGCUGCUCAUGUACAUCGGUGGGAGCAACGAGCAAGGUGAGGCCAUGGGCACGGCAGCACCCAUCAUCGUCACAGUGUACCCACGGAAUGACGGUGUCCUGUCUCGCCGCUUGGUGGUCGCCAUCCGCAUCCCCUCCAGCUACCAGCUGAGCCCCCCGACUCCCACCGACAGUGCCGUCAAGAUCGAGGAGCGGCCCGGCAUGACCGUCUACACUCUGCAGUUCGGCGGCUUCGCUGGGGAGACCGAGUACCGAGCAGAGGCCUUGCGUUUGACGCGCACGCUGGGUGAGACGGCGCCCUUCCAGCGCAAGCAGUACUUCUGCUGCAGCUACGACCCACCGCUCAAGCCUUACGGACGCCGCAACGAGGUGUGGUUUCUCCAGGAGGAGCCGUAGGGGCCGGUCCGUCAGAUCCGAAGUCAAAUCUCACGCCGAGUCCUGUAUUCGACCUUAAUUACCCCGUCACUUACGACAGUCCUGUAGCUCCAACAGUGCUCGAUUGAUUGGUAAGAGAAAUGUGGCGACUUGAUAGACCUUUAAACCCAAAAUGGACAGACACUACCCAUGUUGCCUUUACCCAUCAGAUCUUCUCGCUUGUACAGUAGCUACACUGUUGUUAGGUGUUCAGGCCAUGGGGAGGAUUUAGAAUCAAUGAGUCAUCGUCACGUCUUCUUUAAUUUAGUUUCUAAUUUAACCUCAGCCCUCGCAGCUCUGAAACGAGGCGUAAUGAGAGCGAUUAAAGGCUUCUAGGCAAAUGUAGUGUUGAGAAGUGAAGGUAUUUCGUGGUGUUUUCAUCUGAACGAGUUGCAUCACUGCUGACAGAUAUCUCGAGGAAACGACCUUUAGAUGGACUGGUAUGCCACUGGCAUGAGAAAGUUAUCUCAGUAACUCGGUGAAUAAUCUGCUGUAGUCUGAAUUCAAAUACAACUUUUUCCAUUCCUUUUAGAAUUAGAUGUUUGUCCUCACGGUUUGAUAAAGUCCUUGUAGAGCUCCCAAAAGAACAAACAGUAGGGUUUUGUACUUAAUCUAGUUUACUAUUUUGUGACGGCUACAGAGAAAUGUAAAUAAUUAAUCAUGGUAGUAAAAAGCACACUUCCUUUUCCUGAGUGAAAAAAAAAAAACAGGAGUCGAGCCAUUAAGUAGAAGUCGUCUUAAUUAACGAGAGGACAGCUGGGUGGACGCUAGCCGCUGCGUGUCGUUUUAUGAUUGUGUUAAUCCAUGCAGCAUUCGUGUGUAGUGAAUAUUGUGUUUCAGCGCAUGACGAUGCCAUCUUUAUUUAUUACGACUCUAGAAACAGUGUUAUGGGAUUUUUCUGUGAUGAGUAAAUAUAAUGUUCAGGUUUGAUAGUGUUUCACAACGUAAUAAAUAUAUUCAGUAAGAGUGCAGACA
Anarrhichthys ocellatus (wolf-eel) is the source of this 2117-nucleotide messenger RNA. RefSeq names its product heme-binding protein 1. Lineage: Eukaryota; Metazoa; Chordata; Actinopteri; Perciformes; Anarhichadidae. Bases 549 to 1124 code for a protein of 191 amino acids. The record is from RefSeq and is a predicted model, not a curated record. Gene Ontology annotation, molecular function: heme binding. The transcript is spliced from 4 exons.